AUGCUAGAGAAGCUUAGUUAGAAGAUAAGCGGCAAUACAACAUCAAAAAGUGAUGCUUGUGAAAUAUGUGGAAAACAAUUUGAUUGGUACGAUUCAUUAUCUAGCACUAGGAAAACCAAGUAGAAUUAGUGUAAGCGAUGCUAUAGAGGUGUUUGCUCAAAUUGUAGUCAAGACAAAGCUAUUAUAAUUACUCAUGAUGCAAAAACUCCACAUAGAAUAUGCAAAAUUUGUAAGGACGAUUAGUAGCAACAAAAGUAAAUAGUAGAAGGAGAGAAUUGCAAAGUUGGAUAAUUAUCUAACGUAGGUAGAAGAUGGGUAUCUAUAAUUUUUGGGGACAAGUAAUUUUUGAUUAUAGCUAGAAUUGAAAUCAAAAAGAUUUAAGAAGAAUAUUAAAAAGCAUUACCGAGUUUUGUUUCCAAUUCUAAUUAUGAAAUUAAAUAGUAAAUUUAAACAAAUCUGUUAAGAAUCUUUAAGGAAGUAUGAAAAUUAAUAUGCUUUUUAGAACAGAUAAUCAUUAAAUUAUUCUUUAGCUGAUUGGCAUUAUCGUUGUUGUGCAAAUGAAUAAGACAACAUACUUGUACAAAAAAUAAGCAAUAUUUUAACAUGCUUUUUCUAAUCUAAACCCGUUAGACUGACAAAAGGCUUAGUCUUUUUGACAACAUAUAUUUUAUAUUUUUGCGAUGAGCCUAUUUCUUUAAAAGUGCUGUAAUUUUUCCAUGAAAAAAUUAUACCUCCAAGAAUACAAUAUCAUAAAUUAGAGUAGGAUGAAACUAAACCAAUUUUAGGUGAAGUUGAUCUUUUGCUAGAAAUGGUUAAUGAAUCAAGUAAAAUGGAAAAGUCAGUUCAACAAAAAAUUAAAACGAUUUUAGAAUCAUAUUCUACUUAAAUGUUAACAACUUUUAUGAUCAAUUCAUUUGAAUUUUAUCUUGGCUUUUUCAUAUUUAAUUAAUUAGUCAUCAAUCAUAAUGUAAUCUAUAAAUGAUUAAUGUAGUUCUAAAUGAGUGAGAAAUUCUUAGCCUAUAUCUGCCGUGAUUAAUUCAAAGCAAUCUAAGAAGUAAAUGUCGAUGAAUUUCAGAGAUUGAUUCUUAGAAAUGUAUAAUUAGAUAAAUUUACUGCUUUCUUAUCUUAGGAAGAUGAGAAAAAAAUUAAAUAUAGGAAUUCUAUUGCAUAAAAAGAAUAAUAAUUAUAAUAAUAAUAAUAAUAAAAUAAUAAACUUGAUGACAAAGAAGUUGAAAAACUAUUUGAAGCUUUGAUUUAAUUGGUUGAUGAAGACCAAAGUAAUAAAUUAGAAUCCAUGUAAUCCGCAAGUAAAUUUGAUUGGAAUAAAACAUAAAUUAAAGAAUUAGUCAAAUCAAUUAAAAAAAAAAAUUCAGUUUUAUAAACUUAAACGCAUUUAGAAGAUUAAUUGAGAUAAUAUUAAGAAAAAAGCGCAGAGUAAUUGUAAUAGCAAAAAAUUGGAUAAGGAUUGAAUUAAACUGAAAUCGAAGAAAAAAAUUAAUUGAUAAAAUAAUUAUAAGACAAAAUUAGAUAACAACAAUAAUUAAUAUCAAACUAUAUAGAACAAACUAAAUUAUUAGAAGAAACACAUCAAUAAAGCAUGAAAAGCUAAGAAAGAGAAUAUUUAAAGAUGAUUGAAGAGUUAAAAAAUAAUACUAUUCUAAAAUCUAAUAAAGAAAGCUUUUAUGAAGAAAAAAUCUCUUCGCUUUAACUAGAGAUGGAACGAAAAAUAAAAGAGAAAGAAGAAUUCAUUAAAAGUAAAGAAGAACAAUAAGAAAAAGAGAUUUAUUUAAUUUCUGAAUAAUAUGAUAAAAUUAAAAAGGACUUAGAGAAUAAAGAUAUUUUGUAUAAAAAAUAAUAAAAAGAAUAGGAAAAUUUAUUUGAAUAAUAAUUAAAGCAAGAAUGUUAAAAAUAUGAAAAUACAAUAAAGACUUUGGAUGAAAAAUAUCAAUAAUAAAUAGAAAAUUUAGAAAAAUAAGUACUAGAAAUAAAUUAGAGCAAAAAGUAAAUAGAAUUGGAAACACAAGAAAAAAUAAAAAAUUUAGAGAAUCUACUUAAGAAUAAUUAAGAAGAAUCUUAAAACCUAUUGAGAAAAAACUAAGAAACAUAUGAGGGAAAAAUAGAAUAAAUGUAGAUGAAAUAAUAACAAGAACUAGAAGGAAUUCAAAACCGACUUUAUGAUUAAAACUAAAAAGAAAAUUAAAAUAAAGAACAUACAUACCAAUAAGAAAUAGAAUAGAUAAAUUAAGAUUAUAAAUAAUAAAUAAAUGAAAUUAGUUAGAAUUUCAAAGAAAUUAUAUAACAAAAAGAUGAUGUUAUAAAACAAUAAGGAUAGAAAGUACAAGAUUUAGAUGUAAAGCAUUAAGAAUAAUUACAAUCCUUAUUAGAAUAGCAUAGAUUAGAAUUAGAAUCAAAAGAGCAAUCAAUAAAAUUAUUAAAAGAAGAAUCCAGCUAAUAUUUCACAUAAGAAUUAUAGCAAAAAACAGAAUCAUAUGAAAAAUAGUUAGAAUAAAAAGAUUAAGAUUAUAAAUAAUAAAUAAACGAAAUUAGUUAGAAAUUAGAAUAAAUUAUAUUAUCAAAGGAUGACUUAAUACAAUAAUAAGAAUAGAAAAUACAAGAUUUAGCUUUGCAAUAUUAGGAAUAAGUAAAAACUUUACUAGAAUAGCAUAAUAAUUAAUUACAAUAAAAAGAUGAGACAUGGUAGAAAUAAUUAGAAUAAAAAGACUAGGAUUAUAAAUAAUAAAUAAAUGAAAUUAAUUCAAAUUUUAAGGAAGUCCUAGAACAGAAAGAUGAAAGUAUUAAAUAAAUAGAAUAGAAAAUUUAAGAUUUAAAUUUAAAUCAUGAAUCUUAACUAAAAUCUUUAUAAGAAUAACAUAAAUUAGAAUUAGAAUCAAAGGAUUAGUCAAUAAAGCUAUUAAAAGAAGAAUCAAGCUAGUAUUUCACACAAGAAUUAUAACAAAAAACAGAUUCUUAUGAAAAAUAAUUAGAAUAAAAAGAGUCGGAUCAUAAAUAAUAAUUAAAUGAGAUCAGUUAGAAUUUUAAAGAAAUUAUAUCCUAAAAAGAUGAUUAAAUAAAAUAAUAAGAAUAGAAAAUAAAAGAUAUAGACUUACAUCAUUAAUAAUAAUUAAAAUCUUUGGAGGAAGAACAUAAAAAUUAAUUAUAAUAUAAAGAUGAGUCAAAUUAAAAAUCAUUAGAACAAAAAGAUGCGGAAUAUAAAGAAUAAAUAAAUCAAAUUAAUUAGAAUUUCAAAGAAAUUCUUUAAUAGAAAGAUGACUCCCUAAAACAAUAAGAAUUGAAAAUACAAGAUUAAGAUCUGAAUCAUUAAUAAAAAAUAAAAUCUUUAGAAGAAUAACAUAAAAUUAAAUUACAAUAAAAUGAUGAAGAAUAUUAAAAAUUAUUAGAAUAAAGGGAUUAGGAUAAUAUAUAAUAAAUAAAUGAAAUUAGUUAAAAUUUCAAAGAAAUCCUUGAGAAGAAAGAUGAAAGUAUCAAAUAAUUAGAAUAGAAAAUACUCGAUUAAGAUUCAAAACAUUAAGAAUAAUAAAAAUCCUUAGAAGAAUAACAUAAAGUAGAAUUAGAAUCAAAAGAUUAAUCAAUAAAAUUGUUAAAAGAAGAAUCAAGUUAAUACUUCACAUAAGAAUUGCAAUAAAAAGAUGAAGCAUAUUAAAAAUAAAUAGAAUAAAAAGAAUAAGAUCAUAUAGCAGCAGUAAAUGAUAUUAGUUAGAAAUUUAAAGAGACUUUGUCAUAAAAGGAUGAAUAAAUAAAAUAAAAGGAAGAGAAGAUUUAUAAUUUGGAUUUGCAUCAUUCGGAAUAAGUAAACUCUUUAAAAGAGGAGCAUAAUAAUUUAUUAUAAUAAAAAGAUGAAACAUAUUAAAAACAAUUAGAACAAAAUGACUAGGAUCAUAAAUAGUAAAUAAACGAAAUUAAUUAGAAUUUCAAAGAAAUCCUAGAACAGAAGGAUGAAAGUAUUAAAUAAUACGAUCAGAAAAUACAUGAUUAAGAUUAAAAAUAUUAAGAUUAAUUACAAUCCUUAUUAGAAUAGCAUAGAUUAGAAUUAGAAUCAAAAGAACAAUCAAUAAAAUUAUUAAAAGAAGAAUCCAGCUAAUAUUUCACAUAAGAAUUAUAGCAAAAAACAGAAUCAUAUGAAAAAUAGUUAGAAUAAAAAGAUUAAGAUUAUAAAUAAUAAAUAAACGAAAUUAGUUAGAAAUUAGAAUAAAUUAUAUUAUCAAAGGAUGACUUAAUAAAAUAAUAAGAAUAGAAAAUACAAGAUUUAGAUUUGCAAUAUUCGGAAUAAGUAAAAUCUUUAAAAGAGGAGCAUAAUAAUUUAUUAUAAUAAAAAGAUGAAACAUAUUAAAAGCAAUUAGAACAAAAUGACUAGGAUCAUAAAUAGUAAAUAAACGAAAUUAACUAGAAUUUCAAAGAAAUCCUAGAAUAGAAAGAUGAAAGUAUUAAAUAAAUAGAAUAGAAAAUACACGAUUAAAAUUAAAAACAUUAAGAAUAAUUACAAUCUUUAUUAGAAUAGCAUAGAUUAUAAUUAGAAUCAAAAGAAUAAUCAAUAAAACUAUUAAAAGAAGAAUCCAGUUAAUAUUUCACACAAGAGUUGUAACAAAAAGAUGAAACUUAUUAAAAAUAAUUAGAAUAAAGAGACUAAACCCAUAAAUAAGAAAUAAACGAAAUUAAUUAGAAAUUUUAAGAAUCUAUAUUAUAAAAGGAUGAUUUAAUAAAAUAAUAAGAAUUGAAAAUACAAGAUUAAGAACUGAAUCAUUAAUAAAAAAUAAAAUCUUUAGAAGAAUAACAUAAAAUUAAAUUACAAUAAAAUGAUGAAGAAUACUAAAAAUUAUUAGAAUAAAGGGAUUAGGAGAAUAUAUAAUAAAUAAAUGAAAUUAGUUAAAAUUUCAAAGAAAUCCUUGAGAAGAAAGAUGAAAGUAUCAAAUAAUUAGAAUAGAAAAUACUCGAUUAGGAUUCAAAACAUUAAGAAUAAUAAAAAUCCUUAGAAGAAUAACAUAAAGUAGAAUUAGGAUCAAAAGAUUAAUCAAUAAAAUUGUUAAAAGAAGAAUCAAGUUAAUACUUCACAUAAGAAUUGCAAUAAAAAGAUGAAGCAUAUUAAAAAUAAAUAGAAUAAAAAGAAUAAGAUCAUAAAUAAUAGAUAAAUGAAAUUAGUUAGAGUUUCAAAGAAAUUAUAUAACAAAAAGAUGAUUCCUUAAAACAAUAGGAAUAGAAAAUACAAGAAUUAGAUUUAAAUCAUUAAGAAUAACUAAGAUCUAUAUCUGAAUAGCAUAGGUUAGAAUUAGAAUCAAAAGAAUAAUCAAUAAAAUUAUUAAAGGAAGAAUCAAGCUAAUAUUUCACACAAGAAUUAUAACAAAAAACAGAAUCAUAUGUAAAAUAGUUAGAAUAAAAAGAUUAAGAUUAUAAAUAAUAAAUAAACGAAAUUAAUUAGAAUUUCAAAGAAGUCCUAGAUCAGAAAGAUUAAAGCAUUAAAUAAUAAGAAUAGAUAAUGCACGAUUCAGAUUAAAAACAUUAAGAAUAAUUGAAAUCCUUAUUAGAAUAGCAUAAAUUAGAAUUAGAGUCAAAAGAAUCAUCAAUAACAUUAUUAAAAGAAGAAUCCAGUUAAUAUUUUGCUUAAGAGUUGAAAGAAAAAUAUGAAACAUAUUAAAAGUAAUUAGAAUAAAAAGAAUAGGAUCACAAACAACAAAUUGAUGAACUUAAUUAGAAUUUCAAAGAAACUAUAUCAUAAAAAGAAGAUUAAAUAAAAUAAUAAGAAUAGAAAAUACAUGAUUUAGAUUUAUAUCAUUAAUAAUAAUUAAAAUCCUUAGAAGAAUAAUAUAAAAAUGAAUUAUCAUAAAAAGAUCAAGAUUUAAAAUAAUAAAUAAAUGAAAUUUAAGUUAAUUAUUAAAAUCAAAUUUCAAAUGUUUCCCAAAAACUUUAAGAAGAACUCAUUUAAAAUGAUCACUUAUCAAAUUAAAUUUCAUUGCUUCAAUAGAAUUAUGAUAAACAAUUGCUAUAAAAAGACGAUGAAUAUAAAAAUCUAAUUCUAGAAAUAAGUGAGAAUCAUCUGAGGUAACUAUAAAACAUUAAUCCUACCUCUUAGGCUGAGAAUAAACAAAAUGAACCUAACAAUAGCUAGCUUUAAUAGUAAUAUAAUCUAUAGAUACAAUAAAAGGAUGAAUAAAUCUUAAAUUUAACCUUAGAAAAUGAGCAAUUAAAAUAGUAGAUUGCUACAGAAAAUGAAAUGACUGCAUAAUAAUAAAAGCCUAAUAUCGAAGAUGAUUUGAAUUAGCAAAAAGAAUAAUCACCAAAUUAAAAUUACUAGCUUACUAAUAAAGAUAAUUAAUAAUUGUUAGAAGAAAAUUUGAAAUCUUUGAUAAAUGAAUAAAAUUAGUAAAUAACAGAAUUAAAGUAAAAGGAUAAUGAUAAUUAAAAUAUUAUAGAAUCUCUUAAACAAAAUUUUGAAUUACAAUAGUAAGAACUAUAGAGUAAAUAUUAAGGUUAAAUUGAUGCAUGCAUGAAAGAUAAUGAAGAUGAAAAAGAUAAAAUGUAGAAUUAAUUUAAUAAAGUCCAAAAUGAAUUAGAAGAAAAAUAUAAGUUGGAAAUAUUUGAACUUCUUGAAACUAUAUCGAAAUUAAGAUUUUAGAUAUAAGAUAUUGAAUCUAAAUUGUAAAAUACAAAUGCUGAAUUAUUUUCACAGUAGACUAAAUUAAAAUAAAUAAUUUAAUUGCAGUUUGAAGAAUAAUUAAAGAAGUAGGCAUCAGAAAGAGACGAAAUAAUUUAAAAUUUCGAGAAAUUAAGAAAUUAAUAUAAUGAGACUCUUCAAUUGAACUAACAAAAAGAUUAAGAAAUAUUAGAAUAAAAAUAAUUUAUAGAGGAUUUGAAGAAGAAUAUUGAUGAAACCAAUCAAUUAUUGACUUAGUAAAAUUUAUAAACAGAGAACUUAAAUCAACAUAUAAAAGUCUUAAAUAAUUAAAUAUAAGGUUUGAAAAGGAAAAAUUUUGAUUAAACUGGCUUAACCUAAAAUACUGCAAAAGAGAUGCAAGAUAAUAUUUUACAAUUAAGAAAUUAACUAAUUCUAAAGGAGAGUGAAAUAUACUCAUUGAGAUUGCAAUUUAUUGAUGCAAAUUCUUAAAGGCUUAAUUAUUUUUAUUAAGUAUAGAAUUAUAUUAAAGAGAUGAAAUUAAUGUCUGAAAAGCUAUAAACUUAUGAUCAAAGUGAUGUAUAAUAAAUAACUUCAUAUUAUGAAGAAAAAAUUAAAUUAUUAGAUUAAAAUUAUGAAGAAUAAAUGAAUAGAUUAUUUUAGUAACUUAAAUAGAACUAAGAUAAAGAACAAAAUGUUUAGUCUUAAUCAUCUUUGCAAGCCUAAAAAGUAAAUACUUAAUAAGCCGGCUCUUCUUAAUUAAAGGAUACCAAAAUUGCAGGUAGAGUUUAAAUGCUAGAAAUUUAAUAGGAAGCAAAAAAUGAGUAACCAGAAGAUUGUACAGUUUUUUGAUCUGAUCAAUUAGG
Molecule: messenger RNA, 7488 nt
Organism: Paramecium octaurelia
Lineage: Eukaryota; Ciliophora; Oligohymenophorea; Peniculida; Parameciidae
Source: the annotation of a GenBank genome assembly